Trifolium pratense (red clover) is the source of this 1401-nucleotide messenger RNA. RefSeq names its product peroxidase 15-like. Lineage: Eukaryota; Viridiplantae; Streptophyta; Magnoliopsida; Fabales; Fabaceae. Gene Ontology annotation, molecular function: peroxidase activity; heme binding. The transcript has 4 exons. The record is from RefSeq and is a predicted model, not a curated record. Bases 172 to 1239 code for a protein of 355 amino acids. Gene Ontology annotation, biological process: response to oxidative stress; hydrogen peroxide catabolic process.
AUUCGGUCAAUAUUUGCACCUCAAUGUGUAGUAAUAAACUAAUAAUAAUGUUCUCACUGCAACCACACGCCUUUACUAGGAGCCAUUCAUGACUCAUACCCAUUUUAUGUGUCUAUAAAUAAAAGCUUAUAAUAUAAUCAAUAUGCACAUUCUCACUCUCUCAUAACAACAAUGAACUCUCUUCAUGUUAUAGCAAUAGCUUUGUGCUAUGUUGUGGUUGUGUUUGGAGUGUUACCUUUUUCCUCAAAUGCACAACUUAGUCCCUCCUUUUACAGCAAAACUUGUCCUAAUGUUAGUUCCAUUGUUCGUGAAGUCGUAAGAAAUGUUUCUAAGACAGAUCCAAGAAUGCUUGCUAGUCUUAUUAGACUUCACUUCCAUGAUUGCUUUGUUCAAGGUUGUGAUGCCUCAGUUUUGCUGAACAAAACUGAUACCAUUGUGACAGAACAAGAUGCUUUCCCAAAUAUCAACUCUUUAAGAGGUUUGGAUGUUGUGAACCAAAUCAAAACAGCAGUGGAAAAAGCUUGUCCUAACACAGUUUCUUGUGCUGAUAUUCUUGCACUUGCUGCUGAAUUAUCAUCUACUCUGGCUCAAGGUCCUGAUUGGAAAGUUCCUUUAGGACGAAGGGAUAGUUUAACCGCCAACCAAUCACUUGCUAAUCAAAACCUUCCGGCUCCUUUCAACUCAUUGGAUCAACUUAAAGCUGCAUUUGCCGUUCAAGGCCUCAACACUACUGAUCUAGUUGCUCUCUCGGGCGCCCAUACAAUUGGAAGAUCUCAUUGUUCUUUAUUUGUUAGCCGAUUAUACAACUUCAGUAAUACUGGAAAUCCUGAUCCAACUCUUAACACAACUUACUUACAACAAUUGCGCAAUAUAUGUCCCAACGGUGGACCUGGCACUCCCCUCGCUAAUUUUGAUCCUACAACUCCUGAUAAAUUUGACAAAAACUAUUACUCCAAUCUUCAACUUAAAAAGGGAUUGCUUCAAAGUGAUCAAGAGUUGUUCUCAACAUCGGGUGCUGAUACCAUUAGCAUUGUCAACAAAUUUAGUGCUGACCAAAAAGCUUUCUAUGAGAGCUUUGCGGCUGCAAUGAUUAAAAUGGGAAAUAUUGGUGUGUUAACUGGGAACAAAGGAGAGAUUAGAAAACAAUGUAAUUUUAUUAACUCAAAAUCUGUUGAAUUAGGUCUAGCUAAUGUGGCUGAAACAGAUUCAUCAGAAGAGGGUAUGGUUAGCUCAAUAUAAAUGUAGUGAUUAGAGGCAACUAAUAAAUAAGCCAUAACUAAACACAUUCAUAUGGUAUGUGUUAGAUAGUUAUUAGGUGCUUUGUGAACAAAAAUCUAUUUGUAUUUGGAGUCUUUCUCUUUGAGUUGUAUUUCAUAACUAAUUUAACCUUUUUCUUUCUUA